This is a messenger RNA of Phalaenopsis equestris, 3393 nucleotides long. Its product is annotated as cellulose synthase-like protein D4. Gene Ontology annotation, molecular function: mannan synthase activity; cellulose synthase (UDP-forming) activity. Gene Ontology annotation, cellular component: plasma membrane; trans-Golgi network. Gene Ontology annotation, biological process: cellulose biosynthetic process; plant-type primary cell wall biogenesis. Lineage: Eukaryota; Viridiplantae; Streptophyta; Magnoliopsida; Asparagales; Orchidaceae. The record is from RefSeq and is a predicted model, not a curated record.
CCGGCGAAUAACAGACGUCGAAAAUGUCAUCGGCUCCGGCGAGGAAGCCGACGGUGAAAUUUGCUCGGAAGACGUCGAGCGGACGGUAUGUGAGUCUUUCGAGAGAGGAUAUGGACUUGACGAACUAUACCGUUCAAAUGCCGCCGACGCCCGAUAACCAACCGAUCGACGACACUGUUUCCGCUGCCGGAGAACGGUUUGGGGGGGCCGGAAAGUACGCCGGAAGCCGGCCUCCGCUGCCGGGAGAUAACCGGAGAUUGACGCCUUGUGCGACGCCGGAAUGCGAUGGCUCUGUGGAGAAGGACGAACAGGGACGGGAUGUGCAUCCCUGCGACUGCGGCUUUAAGAUAUGCAAUGACUGCUUCUCGGACGCUCAAAGGAACGGAGAAAUCAACUGCCCCGGCUGCAAAGAAGCUUACAAAGUGCCCGAGUUUGAUGACAACGAAUCCAGCUUCUCCUCCGUGCCGCCGGCGCCGCUACACUGGACGGCUAACCGCUCCAUGUCGGCUUCGCAGAGCAGCCAGCCGGCCAACUUCGAUCACAGCCAAUGGCUCUAUGAAACCCAAGCAACAUAUGGCUACCGCAACGCCUUCUGGUCAAAAGACGAAGCUUAUGUUGAGGGCGGCAGCGCCGGCGCCGGCGGAGAAGACGGCAUUGGCAUCCCCGAUGGCGCCUCGGAUAAUGAGUGGAGGCCGCUAGCUCGCCGGAUUCCGAUCUCAGCGGCAAUCAUUAGCCCUUACAGGCUCCUGAUUCUGAUACGCCUAAUAACCCUAGGGUUCUUCCUCACCUGGCGUAUCAAACACAAAAACCAAGACGCCAUAUGGCUUUGGGGCAUGUCCGUCGUCUGCGAGAUCUGGUUCGCAUUCUCAUGGAUCCUCGACCAACUCCCCAAACUCCAUCCCAUCAACCGCUCCACUGACCUCAUCGCGCUCCAGAACCAAUUCGAUCCCUUCCCCUCCACCCCCUCCGAUCUACCCUCCGUCGACGUGUUCGUCUCCACCGCCGAUCCCGAUAAGGAACCCCCUCUCGUCACCUCCAACACCAUACUCUCCAUCCUCGCCGCCGAUUACCCUGUCGAUAAGAUCUCCUGCUAUCUCUCCGACGAUGGAGGCUCCCUCCUCACCUUCGAGGCCAUGGCUGAAGCCGCCGCCUUCGCGGCUUUAUGGGUCCCCUUCUGCCGCAAGCACGACAUUGAGCCGCGGAAUCCGGAGAGCUACUUUAGCCUCCGGAGGGAUCCGACGAAGAAUAAGCGGAGGCAGGAUUUUGUGAGGGAUCGGAGGAGGGUGAAAAGGGAGUAUGAUGAGUUUAAGGUCAGGAUUAAUGGGUUGCCGGAAGUGAUAAGGAGGCGGUCGGAUGCGUUUAAUGCGAGGGAGGAGAUGAAGAUGAUGAGGAGGAUGAAAGAGGCGGCUGGGGAUAAUGAUGGGGUAAUGGAGGUGGUGAGGGCUAAGAAGGCGACCUGGAUGGCUGAGGGGACGCAUUGGCCGGGAACUUGGGCGGUGGCGGCGCCGGAGCAUGGGAAAGGGGAUCAUGCCGCCAUUCUUCAGGUAAUGCUAAAGCCAGCAACCCUAGAGCCGACAUACGGGAGGUCGGAGGAUGAAGUCGGGAUGGAUUUCACGGAGGUGGACGUGCGGCUGCCGAUGUUAGUCUAUGUGUCGAGGGAGAAACGGACGGGCUACGAUCACAACAAGAAAGCCGGCGCCAUGAAUGCGCUCGUGCGCGCAUCCGCAGUCAUGUCGAACGGGCCCUUCAUCCUUAACCUUGAUUGCGACCAUUAUAUCUACAACCCAAUGGCUAUCCGUGAGGGAAUGUGCUUCCUCCUCGAUCAUGGCGGUGAGGAUAUUUGCUUCAUUCAAUUCCCGCAGCGAUUCGAAGGAAUUGACCCGAACGAUCGAUAUGCGAAUAACAAUACUGUGUUUUUUGACGGCAACAUGCGAGCGCUCGAUGGUCUGCAGGGUCCAAUGUACGUCGGGACCGGAUGCAUCUUCCGCCGCUUCGCCCUUUGGGACCCGCCGCCACCCUCCCACCACAAUUCAAUUCCUUCCGACCACCCUCACUUCGUGGCCGCCGAAACCGACUCCCUCCUCCCCCAAUCACUCCUCCCCAAACGCUUCGGAAACUCCUCUUCACUAAUCGAAUCCAUCCCCACCGCCGAGUUCCAAAGCCGCCCCAUCGCCAACCACUUAUCCUCACAGUAUCGCCGCCCCCCCGGUGCCCUCCGCAUCCCCCGCCCUCCGCUCUCCACCUCCUCCAUCUCCGAAGCCGUCACAGUUAUCUCCUGCUGGUUCGAAGACAAAACAGAGUGGGGUGGUCGAGUUGGCUGGAUCUAUGGCUCCGUCACCGAAGACGUCGUCACCGGCUAACGCAAACACAACCCCGGCCGCGACGCAUUCCGCGGCUCCGCGCCCAUCAACCUCACGGAUAGGCUGCAUCAGGUGCUCCGGUGGGCUACGGGUUCGGUCGAGAUCUUCUUCUCGCGCAACAACGCGCUCCUCGCCUCUCGCCGCCUCUGCUUUCUUCAGCGGGUUGCGUAUCUCAACGUCGGCUUAUACCCCUUCACCUCCGUUUUUCUGCUGGUGUAUUGCUUUCUCCCGGCGCUCUCGCUCUUCUCCGGACAUUUCAUAGUGGAGACACUCAGCGUCUCGUUCCUUGUUUAUCUUCUCAUCAUCAGCAUCACGCUGACGUUGCUUGCUAUUUUAGAGGUCCGGUGGUCCGGCGUCGGGCUUGAGGAGUGGUGGAGGAACGAGCAGUUCUGGCUAAUCUCUGGGACGUCUGCUCAUCUUGCUGCAGUGGUGCAGGGGAUGUUGAAGGUGGUGGCUGGAAUAGAGAUCUCAUUCACCCUGACGGCAAAGUCAGCGACGGACGAUGAAGACGACGCCUUUGCUGAGCUUUACAUAGUGAAAUGGACGUCACUGAUGAUACCGCCCAUCACCAUCAUGAUGGUCAACAUCAUCGCCAUUGCGGUAGGCUUCGCGAGAACAAUCUACAGCAGCCGGCCGGAUUGGAGCAAGCUGCUGGGCGGCGGGUUCUUCAGCUUCUGGGUGCUCGCACAUCUAUAUCCUUUUGCUAAAGGAUUGAUGGGGAGGAGGGGAAAGACGCCUACGAUUAUCUACGUCUGGUCGGGUCUCGUUGCAAUCACCAUCUCCUUGCUUUGGGUCGCCAUCAGUCCGCCGCAGGGGAGCGAGGCGGCUGCUGCCAUGGGGGGGUUUCAGCUUACUUGAUGGAAGGGAUGAUAGCUUGGUAAUGGAAGAGGAGAAUAUAAUGGUACUUUUAAGCUCUAGACAUUAACUGUCAAGUAUAUAUGUUUGUUCAGACCGUUUAAAUUUAAAUUCUUUUCGGGUCAAAACAAAUAUCAACGCAGAUCUGCGCUGACCUUGACAUGCAUGUCAAUGGAAA